This is a messenger RNA of Misgurnus anguillicaudatus (oriental weatherfish), 2223 nucleotides long. Lineage: Eukaryota; Metazoa; Chordata; Actinopteri; Cypriniformes; Cobitidae. The record is from RefSeq and is a predicted model, not a curated record.
AUGAAACUUAGCGGCUCUGAGUCGGGCGACCUGAAGAUGGAGAGGAUCGCUCUCAGGAGAUGGUCUCCGGAGGCAUGUAGGAGUUUCGGAUGGGCUCAAAAUCCUAUGUUCUCCUCUUCCACAUUCGCCAGGGGAUGUGUCGAGCGGGACAUCUACAAAGGAGCCCCUUUUGCUCAGCAUCCAUCAGCAGUCUUGGGUGAUACUCAGAAACUUUCAGAUCUGAGGAUUGUGUUAAUAGGAUGUAAAUAUGCUGGUAAGAGUUCAUCAGGAAACAUCAUCCUGAACAGAGAGGAGAUUGACAUGAAGAGAUCUCAGUGUGUGAAGAGACAGAGUGAAGUAGCAGACAGACACAUCACUGUGAUUGAAGCUCCUGGAUGGUGGUGGACAACACCUGUAGAUCAGAGCUCUGAGUUACUAAAAGAAGAGAUUUUACUCAGUGUGUCUCUGUGUCCUCCAGGACCUCACAUUGUUCUUCUGGUUAUAUGUGUGGAUGACAGAUUUAAAGAUGAUGAGAGAAAAGUAUGUCAGGGUUAUGUUGAUCUUCUAGGUGAGAGAGUCUGGAGUCACACUAUAGUGAUCUUCACUCGUGGAGACGUUCUAGGAGAGACAACUAUAGAGCAACACAUUGAGAGUGAAGGUGAGGAUCUCCAGUGGCUGGUGGAGAAAUGUGGGAACAGAUAUCAUCUUCUCAACAAUAACAACAGAAGUGAUGAGACUCAGAUCAAAGAUCUGCUGGAGAAGAUAGAGGAGACAGUGACAGAAAACAACGGCUGCCAUUUUGAAAUGGACAGAAAGAUUUUACAGGAGAUGGAAGACAGAAAGAGAGCAGAGGAAGAAAGAGCAGAAGAACAAAUGAAGAGGAUGAAGAAACAGAGAGAGAUGAUCAGAUCACAGAUGGGUGAUAACACACAGGUGGAUCUGAGGAUUGUGUUAUUGGGAUAUAAAUUUGCCGGUAAGAGUUCAUCAGGAAACACCAUCCUGAACAGAGAGGAGUUUGAUUUGAAGACAUCUGCUCAGUGUGUGAUGAGACAGAGGGAAGUAGCAGACAGACACAUCACUGUGAUUGAAGCUCCUGGAUGGUGGAGAAAUGAACCUGUAGAAAGGAGCACUGGGUUAUUGAAAGAAGAGAUUUUACUCAGUGUGUCUCUGUGUUCUCCAGGACCUCACAUUGUUCUUCUGGUUAUACGUGUGGACACCAGAUUUACAGAGGACGAUAGAAAAGUAUUACAGGGUUAUGUUGAUCUUCUGAGUGAGAGAGUCUGGAGUCACACUAUAGUGCUCUUCACUUAUGGUGAUCUUCUGGGAGACACAACUAUAGAGCAACACAUUGAGAGUGAAGGUGAGGAUCUCCAGUGGCUGGUGGAGAAAUGUGGGAACAGAUAUCAUCUUCUCAACAAUAACAUCAGAAGUGAUGAGACUCAGAUCAAAGAUUUGCUGGAGAAGAUAGAGGAGACAGUGACAGAAAACAACGGCUGCCAUUUUGAAAUGGACAGAAAGAUUUUACAGGAGAUGGAAGACAGAAGGAGAGCAGAGGAAGAGAGAGCAAAUGAACGAAUGAAGAGGAUGAAGAAACAGAGAGAGAUGAUCAGAUCACAGAUGAAUCUGAGGAUUGUGUUAAUAGGGUAUAAAUGUGCUGGUAAGAGUUCAUCAGGAAACAUAAUCCUGAACAGAGAUGAGUUUGACUUGAGGACAUCUGCUCAAUGUGUAAAGAGACAAAGAGAAGUAGUAGACAGACACAUCACUGUGAUUGAAGCUCCUGGAUGGUGGAUUGAUGAACCUGUAGAGGAGAGCACUGAGUUACUGAAAGAAGAGAUUUUACUCAGUGUGUCUCUGUGUCCUCCAGGACCUCACAUUGUUCUGCUGGUUAUACGUGUUGAUUAUAUUUUUAAAGAGGAUGAGAGAAAAGUAUUUCAGGGUUAUGUUGAUCUUCUGGGUGAGAGAGUCUGGAGUCACACUAUAGUGCUCUUCACUCAUGGAGAUCUUCUAGGAGACACAUCUAUAGAGAAACACAUUGAGAGUGAAGGUGAGGAUCUCCAGUGGCUGGUGGAGAAAUGUGGGAACAGAUAUCAUCUUCUCAACAAUAACAACAGAAGUGAUGAGACUCAGAUCAAAGAUCUGCUGGAAAAGAUAGAGGAGACAGUGACAGAAAACAAUGGCCACCAUUUCGUAAUGAACAGAAAGAGAGCAGAAGGAGAGAAAGCAAGAUCACAAAUUAGUAAGUGA